This is a messenger RNA of Durio zibethinus, 1630 nucleotides long. Its product is annotated as heavy metal-associated isoprenylated plant protein 39-like. Gene Ontology annotation, molecular function: metal ion binding. The record is from RefSeq and is a predicted model, not a curated record. Lineage: Eukaryota; Viridiplantae; Streptophyta; Magnoliopsida; Malvales; Malvaceae.
GGACGAAUUUUUUAUUUAAUUUUCCCAGCCUUGUUCCCAUUGGUUAGUAUUAGUUUAUUAAUAUAUUGUCUUCCUCUUUCUCUCUCUCUCUCUUAUAAUUUGCGUGUGUUGUGGGUUAAUUAUAUCAGUGUAUGUUCUAAAGUCUUGGCGCAGCUUUAAGUUUCCACAGCAAUGAAGAAAGUUGUCUUGAAAUUGGAUUUACACGAUGACAAAGCAAAGAAAAAAGCCUUGAAAGUAGUUUCUGGUCUAUCAGGUAUUGAUUCUAUCUCGAUGGACAUGAAGGAUAAGAAAUUAACAGUGACCGGCGAUGUUGACCCAGUUAACGUGGUGAGCAAGUUAAGAAAACAAUGGCACACAGAGAUUUUAACAAUAGGACCAGCGAAAGAAGAGAAGAAAGAGGGAGAGAAGAAAGGCGGAGGCGGCGGCGGCGGCGGCGGCAAGAAGGAAGAUGAUAAAAAGAAAGAAAGUGAUCAGAUUGCUGAGCUUGUUAAGGCCUACAAGGCCUAUAAUCCUCACAUGACUACAUAUUACCGGGUCGUGAGUGCAGAAGAGAAUCCGAAUUCUUGUGUUAUCUGCUAAAUUUGAGACUCUUGAAAGACAUAACACAAGGAUUUGGAACAUUUCCAUGCAUCAGUGAAUGAACUUUGAAGAUUUCAAAGCCCCCAUUGGAGACAAACCCAGAAAAGAAUUUCUCAAUCCUAUGAAUAUAAAUAGUUUAAUAAUACAAGGAUUGAUAUUUUGCUGUUGUUCUGUAAAGGACAUGCUGUAAAAAAGUAUAGAAAAAAUGAAUAAAUUUAGGACAUACAAUGCUACAAAUGUAUUUUGCUUGAUUUUCCAAUUGUAACUACAGCUUGUUUUUUUGGUAAUGUUUAGGGUUUAGGGCCAUUUGAUUAAUCCAGGAUUGCUAACCAAUUAGUGAAUACCAGUAAUGAUUUGGUGAUAAAAAAUACCAACACUGAAUCCCACAGAAUUUCUGAUGGAUUAAAGAAUUACAUAGCCUUUGAUAAUAUGUUGGAAGCCUUGACUGGAUUCUGGAGGGUGAAGGUUGAUCGGAUGAUGAAUAAAUGAUGCAGAGAUGUAUUUUUCUAUUAGGAAGAAUCGAUCUUUUCAGUUGGGCAUACAUCAACUAAUCCACUAACUAAUACACCAAGAACAGGUAUUUGUAAUUUAAAUUAAAGACUGUGGGCCAGUUAUCAGCAUGCUUACAAACAAUUUGACUCCAAAUGAGAACGAGAGAGCACAUUGGUUGAAGAUCAUUGUCCGUGUGUAACUGUGAGAGUAAAUUAUUUUUCAUUUGCAGACCCUACACGCUGUUGGAAACGCUUGUUUGAUGACUUCAGAAAGUCGGGAUGGACGUUUCAAUUUUCAAAGCUGAUGCCUUCUGCGAAGUCUCCAGAAGUAGAAAACAUAAAAAAAAAACAAAAAGGAAAAGUCUCCGGAAGUAGAAAUUGCUUCCUCCCUUGGGUUCAAUCUCUUCAGGACCGACUCUCCUGGGGUCAACCUAAGCCCAACUUUGGGCAUUUGGGUUUCUUUGUUGCCUUUAAAUAACAAUGUAAUCAUGAGCCCAAGUUGGAAGAAGACAGAAGGUGUCAGCAGCUUAGUCCCCACAGAAAGAGAAUAAAAAAUCAGA